Molecule: messenger RNA, 5704 nt
Organism: Psylliodes chrysocephalus
Lineage: Eukaryota; Metazoa; Arthropoda; Insecta; Coleoptera; Chrysomelidae
Source: the annotation of a GenBank genome assembly
GAGGCGAGCAUCUUUAUUUUCGAAUUUAGUUUCUGUAGCACCUGUAUAACCGGAGCACACCGGAGUCAUUCCUACCCCUUUUUUUCUUCGACGUUACACCUUUUCGACCGAUUCCACCGGUUGUCUCAAGCCGAUCAACAUAACAGGUGAUGGGUAUCCGAAGUAGCAUCGGGUUUGGUCGUUGCCAGCCGUUGCAAGCUCUGCACGUGAAAGCUCCAAGAAAGAAGAAACAGACAGUGCGUUGUAAUCCGUUGUUACGUGAGUUUACGCCGAACGACCGAGCUACUAUUCCGGUAGGUAUUUCGUAACGUUCGGGAACAACGAACAGCCCCCGCAAAAACGUUAUUUAGACAUUCUUAAUUAAAGUGAAAUCGGUUUGGAAAUUUCGAAUGACAUUAUUUUUAAUUCAUGUCGGAAUUUGAGUGUUAGUUUUUGGAAUUAUGCACAUUUAGAAAAACGAUUUGAAACUCGGAACGCAGUGACAGUUUUCCCGCGAUUUGCAUUUCCGGUAAAGUGCUGAGUGUUUUAAGGGAUUUAACUUAAUUCUCUUGGAAGGAAUACAUUAAAUUUACCAAGUUUUCUGGCUAGACUUUUAAAAUGUUUACUUUUUUCUUCGUAAUUGUAUGGUGAUUUAUUCACGGAUCGGAGCGCUCUGUGCAGUGCCGAAGGAUUUACUUAACAGAUGCGUACAGAUUAGUGGCAGUACUUAUUAAAAUGUUUGUUUUUGUAAUCAUUUAAUUGUUUUAAGUGAUUUAUGGAGUGAUUAUUUCCACGGUUAUUUACUUGGAUUACACUGGGCUUUAACAUGGAUACCUAUCUCUUCACAGUGUUAUACCUGUUCGUCUUCCUCUUAACGAGUCAAGUAAAAGCCCAACAGCAAUAUUUUCGCGUGCUGCCGAGGGACUUGAAAGUACAAGAGGGCGGCGAAGCGAUGUUGGAGUGCGAGGUUGCCAAUUUAGCCGGACAAGUGCAAUGGACCAAAGAUGGAUUUGCUCUAGGUUUUUUGUCGGUAAUUCCCGGAUUCCCUCGUUACUCCGUGAUAGGGGACAGAAGACACGGAGUUUACAACCUGAGAGUGAGCAACGCCUCCCUCGAGGAUGACGCUGAGUACCAGUGCCAGGUGGGGCCCGCUAGACUCCAGAAGGCCAUCAGGGCCAACGCCAGACUCAACGUUAUUUCGCCUCCGUCCUCGGUGGAGAUAUUAGACCACACACACAAUUCCAAAAUAGAAAUAAAGGAAAACCAAGAAUUUAAUUUGGAGUGCAGGGUUAGAAAUGCGAAGCCCGCAGCUAAGAUCGUCUGGUACAGAGGCAACGUGGAAAUUAAUAUACCAAAUCGGGAAGACCAAACAAUCGAAGUUCCCGGCAAAAACGGCGACAAACGUGUAACUCGUUACGACACCCACUCGAGGAUAGCCUUAAAACCCACAGCAGAAGAUGAUUUUGCAGAAUACACAUGCGAGGCUAGGCAUGAAGCGUUAUCUCAAGAUAUCCCCAUGAGAACUACCGUCCAACUCAGUGUACUCUAUCCGCCAGCUCUUCCAUACAUCGAAGGGUACGUAGAAGGUGAAACGAUACGACGGGGUCAAACGGUUGAAUUAGUAUGCAGGUGUAGAGGCGGCAAUCCGCCAGCACAACUUAUUUGGUACAAAAAUGGGGAACAAAUUCGUAUGGCGUACAGGACAGCUGGAAGAUUAUCUGAAAAUGUUUAUACAUUUACGGCAGAUGCCAGCGAUAACAAAGCCAAAUACAAGUGCGAAGCUUCUAAUGUGAUGUCUAAGACGUCGUUGAAGGCAGAAGUUGAAAUGAGGGUACUAUUUUCACCAGCCCAUGUUACGAUUUCUGGCCCGACCGAAGCUCGAGUGGGCGAUCCAGUACCUCUAACUUGCACCACAGCAAACUCAAACCCUCCAGCCGAAAUAAAAUGGAUGGUAGCGGGAAGACAAGUUCGAAAUGCCACAUCCAGAACGGUCAUUUCUCCUGAAGGUGGUUGGAUUACGACUUCAAAUAUCACGGCUGUAGUUGAGCCUAAUAGAAGAAGUCUAGUGGUUAUUUGUCAUGGUGUAAACAUGCAGCUUACAGAGAAUGUUGUUUCUACACAUACUAUCAACGUUUUAUAUCCUCCAAGUCAACCAUUCAUUCAUGGCUUCACGGAGGGUUCUCACAUUCCAUCAGGAACUGUCCAAAAAAUUUCUUGCACGUCUUCCGGUGGAAAUCCUUUGGCUACUAUUACUUGGUAUAAGAAUGACAAGAAGAUUCAUUCUACUGUCAGAACGACUGAUAAAUCUGUAACAGCAGAAAUGACGAUACUAACAAAUGUAACUGACAACGAAGCUAGAUAUAGAUGCGAAGCUGCCAAUUCUGCAACUGAAAUACCUUUAUUUGAAACUAUAACGAUGAGCGUAUAUUUUCCUCCCGACCAUGUGAAAAUCCACCAAGAACCUGAAGAAUUAAAACCUAACGAAGAAGCGACGUUGAUUUGCGACUCUAGCUCUAGUCAUCCCCCAGCGACGCUAUCUUGGUGGAGAGAGGGCAUUCCUGUAGUUGGACUGAAUAAUACCACGAAACCUGGACUUCACGGUGGCACCAUUUCCACCAUCGAAAUGAAAAUAAAUGUCACCGAACAAAUGAACGGAAUUGUCUAUACUUGUCAAGCCAAUAACGUCGUUUUGCAGAGAUCGGUUCAUGAUGCUAUCACACUUCAAGUACUAUACAAACCGGUGUUUGAUCCAAACAACGAAGACGCCGUGACCGGAAUAGAAAACGAACCUCUAAUCAUAUCCCUAAAAGCCGAUGGGAAUCCCCAAAAUAUUGUUUACACGUGGACCAAAGAUGGAUUACCAAUAACGCAACAAUCAUCUUCGAACGGAGUAGAAAGAAUUGUAUCGGACGGAUCGAUUAUGAAUAUCACGAGAUUGAGUAGAAAUGAUGCUGGAACUUACACAUGUGAAGCAUUGAACUCCCAAGGAAGCAACGUUGCCAUAGUAAAUGUUACCGUACAGUAUCCCGCUUCAAUAAUACAAACCAGCGGAAACGUAAUAGCCAAUCCGAAAGAAGACGCGACUCUUUCUUGUACCGCCGAUGGCAAUCCUUUAGCCGACGAUACAAUAACUUGGAAGAGAGACGAUUUUCCAGAGUUCGCCGCCCGAACGUCGGUAAUGUACGACAAAAACGGCACUUCCUACCUUAGGAUAUCGGGAGUAACGAGAGAGGAUCUCGGAAACUUCGCGUGCGUCGUAAAUAAUGGCGUCGGAAAUUCUACGUUCAAAGAAGUCAUGCUCAUUGUUAAACAUAAACCGGAAAUAGAUGGACAACCUCUAUUUUUGAAAUUUGCAAGUGACGCGGGUGACACUGGAAAGUUAAUUUGCCGCAGUCAGGCAUCGCCGUUAGCUAGAUACACUUGGGCUAGAAACGGUGCGCCAAUAAAUUCAAAUACCAGUGGAAAAUACUACAGCACGUAUCGCCAGAUCGAUCAACUCGUUUCCGAAUCAACAUUAUACAUCACCCACGUAACAUCCGCCGAUUAUGGAAGCUACGAAUGUGUAGCUAGAAACGAACUAGGCUUCGCAACGAAAUCUCCCCGUUUAGAGGUAACCUCAGCUCCAGAUACACCGACGUUACUGACAGUUCUAAACGUAACCCACGAUUCGGUUACGUUAGGUUGGACUCCCGGUUUCGACGGCGGCAUGAGAGCAUCGUAUAGAAUUCGGUACAGAAAAGUUGACGACGAAGGAUAUAAAUACGAAGACGUCGUUGGAAGCAACGUUACUAAUCACGUCGUUAAAAAUUUGGAUAUUAAUACUCAGUAUAUUUUUUCUAUUAUGGCGUCGAAUAAGUUAGGGAAUAGCAAGUUUAUGCCUGAUUUGCUGUCGGCGAAAACUUCAGUGUUCGUUGGAGAUGGCGUCGAAAAAGUCAUUCCCGACGAUCUUUUGGAAAAGCAAGACUUACCCAGGAUAGUGAUCAUUAGCGUUUCCGUGAUAGGCGUUAUUCUUUUGUUUAUAAACAUUGCCUUAGUUACCGGAUGCAUGUUGAAACGAAGAGCUAAACGAAUGAGAGAGCAAAAUAAUCAGACGAGUAAGUCGGCAACAAUAGAAAUGUACGCCCCUAGUAGCUACAAUGACACAGUUACUGGAGAAACCCUUUCAUCAGUUAGCGAAAAGAGUGAAACUUAUAGCAAUGAAGAAGGGAACAAUGAAUAUAUGGACGAUAACAGGAAACCCACAAGUAACUCGUACUUAAUCGAACACCAACCUGAUUAUCCAGGUGCGUAUCCGACGUACGAAAUGCAAAUGCCUGCCCAAACCGGUAUUAAUAUGGCCCACAAGACCCACACCUUGCCCCAUCCCCAUCAUCACCACCAUCACCUGGCUCACGAUCAGAGACCGAGGGCCAGAGAUGACCAAAGUCUCGGCUACCAUGGUGGCAUGUCAGGAAAAUCGUCCUAUGUUAGCGCCCCCUCACCGGCGCCACCAGCAGACGGUUCGUACUACAACAUGUCCGAUAGAUACUUAUCAUACCCCCCGCCACUAGACUUCCAGAACCCGCCACCAAUUCCAGCCCAUCCGCAUUUGACGCACAUGCAUACCCCGAUUACUCCUCCUCUACCAGCCAAUGGUUCUCUUGUGCGUCAUCCAAGAGCGGUCCCUCCGCCUGACGUCCUGCACAACACCAGCCAGAACAGUCAAAUCCUUCAAGCUCAAAGUCUGUCUCAAAAACGGGAACUGACCAGUUUCGGUAACGGUUACGGCGUUAACGAACAGGAGGGACAUCUCGUUUGAGAUCAGGGGGAAAUUUUGUACGUUUUGUAAAGUUCGUUUUUUAUUCCGAGUGUGUUUUGUCCAAUACUUACGAUUUAAAUGUAAAUUAUGAGAAAAGACUGGUGUGCGUGUACAUAUAGGUAAAAAGAAAAUAAUUCUAGUAAUACUCAAUACAUGUGAUUUUGAAAAUUGAUAUCAUUGCAAUAGUCUGUAAUAAAAUUAUUGUAAAAGGUGCAUCGGAAAAGGAAUUCAGUGUUAUUCGCUGGUUACUCAAUAGUUUUGGGUUUCAGUUUUAAGUAUCUAAUGAGUUUAUUUACUACACUGCGCGUUUUUCAGGUUUAAAAAAUUUGCGAAAAGAGUAUUGACCAUUUUUUUGUCACAGACAUCUCCUGUUUUCUUAGUUAAUGGUACAAGACAAAAAACAUUGUUCAAAUUGAAAUUUAUUUGAAUAUGAUGAAGAUUCAUUUAAACCGAACUCUGCUAGACUUGUUUUAACUUUUGACAAAUUUAACUUUUCAAAAAUAAAAAUAGAUUGUGAGCCACAAUCAAAUAAAGCACGAACAUUACAAUGUUUAAUAGUUUUGGUAAAAAAAUCACUUUAUUGUAGGAAAAUUUCAAAAUUUUGCUAUACAAUUCGGUAGAUAGAUUUUAAAAAUACAUUUUCUUUGAAUUUUUUUAUAAAUUUCUGAAAAACCGCGAAAAUUUUACGGUUUUUUUGAUUCAUUCUCAUAAUUUAUUCAAAGAAUCAACGUCUUGCUUUGUUUCAGGUAAACACCCUGUGAUAUUAUCUAUUAUGAAGCAAGAUAUUUGAAUUGACGUUUGAAUAAGAUGGUUGAAUUUGACAUUUGAAUUUACUGACAUUUGAAUUUCUUGAUAUUUAAAUUUCUUGACAUUUAAAUUUCUUGACAUUUGAAUUUGACUUUGACGGUUGAAUUUAAAUAUGUUGAC